Brassicogethes aeneus is the source of this 9030-nucleotide messenger RNA. NCBI's taxonomy places the organism in Eukaryota, Metazoa, Arthropoda, Insecta, Coleoptera, Nitidulidae. The record is from the annotation of a GenBank genome assembly.
GUUUAGAGCGCCCUCUGGUGUGAACGAUGUUAAGUAACUCUUCACCAGGGUGGUGUCAAUGGAAAUAUUAAAUAAAAACGUUAUUUUUGUAAUCCCAAGUCUUAAUCCAUGGAAAAUAAUUGUGAUAUAGCAUAGAAAAUACUCAAACAAAAAACAAGAACUGUUACUGUUAGUGUUAUGGUUUAUUUAAUUAAAAUUGGUGCUAAAUACGCGAUUUUAACAGCUGUAAUAGUAAAUAAAUGAAGUGAUUAGGGAAGGUUUCAAUUAAAUUAGUCAUUCUGGAAUUUGAAGAUAUUGAACGUAUUUCCAACUACAUUUACAAUGAUCGUGUUAAUGUGGACAACGGAAAUAGCUCGAGAAAAAUAAGAGGGACGAGGUGCCAGGCCUGUAAUCCAGAAAAAGCAAGAAAAACGGGGCAAACUUGUCCAAAACUCGAUCCAGGACUAGUUCAUAGCACGACGAUUCCGCGCAAAGGCAGCGACACAUCGGCGAGCACGAACGCGAGCGCGAACGCGAGCCGCACGAGCAGCGCGCGCAGCUUCAAUGCUUGGACGCGUUCGCUAGCGCAGCGCACGUCUUCCGGAAAGUCGACGUCGUCGUCGGCGGGGGGCGGCGCGGCGGCUGCGGCGGCGGCGGCGUCGGCGUCGACCAACGAUGACGUCAAACAGCCGCCGCGUCACCGCCGCCAGCAGUCGAACGCCUCGUCGCAAGGCUCGUUCGAGGUGGGGGAGGAGGCUUACAGGGAGGCGGCGGGGUCCUCUUCCCCCUCCAGGAGGUCCAGCAGCGUGGGGGGUGCCCCUCAGCCCUCGCAGCCUACUGUUAUACCAAAGCAUGGGACGCUUAAGGAACCUUCUUUACCCACCAUUAAAGGCAGCACCACCCCGACCAAUUCGGCAUUUGAUAAAAUUGACAACAUCGAAUUCAUAGACAGCGCCACGCCGACCGACAUCACCAACAUUAACAACAAGGGCUACCACACGAUAGAACGUUGCGAUUCGACUAGCACCAAGGACGACCAGAUGUCGAAGAAGGAAAAAUCGAAGGCCCGCCCCGGCAACAAGGCGAGCAACGGUAAGAAGAAGAGCAAGAAAGAAAAGGCGGCCGCGGCAGCCGCCGCUGCAGCUUCCGCCAAAAGCCAACAGAUGGAGUCGUCGCCCGACGAUAAGGACGAAAACUGCAGACCGGGUAAAUUGAAUACGAGGCCGAAGGAGGGCACGACGCGCGUGCGCACCACCACCACGGACACGGAGAAAACGAAAAUCGUCACCACCACGACAAGUCUUAACAGGUAUACUUUUAUCAAAGAUGAAAAGGAGAAUGAAAAAAUCGAGAAAAAAAUUAGGACUCAUAGUUGCUCCUCCAUACCGUAUGAUAAUAUUAUAGAAAAUUUAGCGCCUUUUAGAAAAAGAUUUUGUAAUGUGCAGCUACAGUUUAAAAAUGAAGAGGAAGCCGAAGGAAGGGAGGAAGGAGGGAAAAAAGAUUCCCUGGAGGCCCACCGCUCGGACAUACAGCCGGUGGUGGAGGAGGUGCUCAACCACAUCAUAGACAUGGCCGUUGAGAUAAUCGCUACGAACCAAUUGCAGAGCGAGAAAAACAAGCAAGCUAAAGAGAGCAUCAUCAAGCAACAGUUGGCUAAAAGCGAGAACAAGGAUAUUGCAGCGAUUGCGCCGCAUUUUAAAAGUCGCAUAAGUUGCAACACUGGGGACAUUUUGAAGCCUUUGUAUCCGCCAAAAAUCAUCAAAACCCCUUCGGCCGAUACGCUGAUGGACGCGAGGAGUUUCGUGGAGGAUUAUGAAGAGUUCCACGAUUCUUGCAGCGAAAUGCCCGACUCGGAAAUCGCGAUCCAUCAAGUUAUGUCAGAAAUCUCGGAAAACGUGGACAGAUUGAUCGUCGACAAGCACCGCAAAGUGAAAAAGUUCGUCAAGCACGGCGGCGUAACCUCGCUCAUCCCCAUAGAGACCGACUCCAACGCUGAGGAAGACACCGAAGUUCAAAUGGAGUCGGAUCAGCGGCUCUUGGAGGCCGGCAGGAUCAAGUACAGCAUUCCGAAGAACCUGUUCCAGAACAAGGAGAUGACCGAGAUUACGGAACAGACCAUUGAAAAGCUGCACCGGAACGACGAGAACGCGGAGAACAAUCCGGAUAUGGUCGAGCAGCCCAUUGUGGUCAGCUUGGGUAAGGAGGGUAAGACGGCCGAUGACGACGACGAUGUCUACAAGCCGAUUGCUGUUUCGCCAGACGGGAGGUUUUUCAAGUAUGAGGAGGAGAUUGGAAGAGGCUCCUUCAAAACCGUGUACAGAGGCUUGGACACGCAAACCGGCGUCGCGGUGGCUUGGUGCGAGUUGCAAGAGAAAAAACUCAACAAGGCCGAACGGCAGCGCUUCAGGGAGGAAGCGGAAAUGCUGAAAAAGCUGCAACACCCGAACAUAGUGCGAUUCUACAACUACUGGGAGGCGCCGGGGAACAAGAAAAAGAACAUCGUCCUCGUCACCGAACUCAUGCUGAGCGGGACAUUGAAAACGUAUUUGCGUCGUUUCAAGAAAAUCAACCCGAAAGUGUUGAAAUCCUGGUGUCGACAGAUUCUGAAGGGUUUGGCUUUUUUGCAUUCGCGAUCUCCGCCAAUCAUACACAGGGAUUUAAAGUGCGACAAUAUUUUUAUCACGGGAACUACGGGUUCUGUAAAAAUCGGCGAUUUAGGUUUGGCCACGUUGAAAAACAGAAGUUUUGCCAAAUCUGUUAUUGGUACGCCUGAAUUCAUGGCGCCAGAAAUGUACGAAGAACAUUACGACGAAGGGGUUGACGUUUACGCUUUUGGCAUGUGCAUGUUGGAAAUGGCUACGUCCGAAUACCCCUACUCAGAGUGUACUGGGCCUGCGCAGAUCUACAAGAAAGUCAUAUCGGGUGUAAAACCGGCAAGUUUUGACAAAGUCCAAAACCCGGAGGUCCAGAAUGUGAUCGAAAGUUGCAUAAAACCUCGUAAGGAGGAUCGACCUAAAGUCAAGGAUCUAUUGACGCACGUUUUCUUCGAAGAAGACGUCGGUUUAAAAGUCGAGGUGGUGUCUCAAGAAACUAAAAAAAUCGUGUUUAGGUUGAGGGUAAUUGAUCCUAAAAAAAGGACGCAUAAACACAAGGAGAACGAGGCCAUACAGUUUGAGUUUGAUAUGGAGACCGACAGAUAUAUGACUAUUGCUGAGGAAAUGGCUAAAUCUGGCAUCAUCUUCGAAGAUGACGCCAAGACGGUAGCUCAACUGCUCAAGGCACAAAUCGCGCAAAUAACAAAAGAACGAGAACAGCAGAGAAAUAAAGAGCAGGAAGCCCUGGCGCAACAAUUGCAAUACCAGCAGUUCCUGCAAACGCAGGCCGAGCAGCAAAAUUUUCAGCAACAGCAGCAGCAGCAACAACAACAGCAGCAAAGCGCUCAACAACAGCCGCAACCAACCCAACAGCAAUCGACGCAGCCGCAACAAAACCAACAGCCUCAAGGUCAGCAGCAGUAUCAACAGCCGGGGCAGAAUCAACCUCAAUCUGGUUUUCAGCAACAAGGUCAACCGCAGUAUGACCAGAAUUUCCAGCAACAACCUCAGCAACCUCAAAUUCCACCUCAGUACACUCAGCAACAAAGCUAUCAACAACAACAACCGCAACCCACUGAUCAACAGCAGCAACAAAUGCAGUACACACAACAGGUGGCCGAUCAACAACAACAACAGCAGUAUCAACAGCAAAAUCAACAGAACGUUAUGCAAAUGGAUCAACAACAGCAGCAGCAACAAGUGAUUCAGCAGAACCAAUACGUUCCACAGCCUCAGCAACAGCAACAACAACCCAGCGACACUAUAAUGCAACAUCAUCAGUACGCUCAGCAACAGCAACAACCACCCCAGCAACAACAGCCGACAAUGUUGCCGGAUCCCCAUCAACAACAACAACCAGCUUAUCAGCAACAGAUCAGCAACGACACACAACAACAACCGCAGAGUAUGACCAUGCAACAGGCUCAGAGUCCGCCGGUCAUACAACGGCAACAGAGCGUUGAUCCUGUCCAGCAACAGCAACAACAACAGUCCAUAGUGCACAAACAACAACCUCAAGUGCCUCCUCAACAGUUUGUUCAGCAAAAUUAUUUGGAGGGCGUUCCGCAACAAGCCGAAUAUCUGAGCGCUGUCUCCGCCGAAGGAGUUCCACACAAGGUGUCCAGCGUAUCUCAACCGGAUAUGCUCUGCGUUUCCGGUCAAUCCGAUCCUCCGCAACACCGGUUGAGCGUUGAUAGUCAGCUGGAAAUGCAUCAACAACAAUCCUAUCAACAACCACAACAACAGCAUUUUAAUCAGCAGCAGCAGCAGCAACAACAACCUCAAGCCACUUAUCAACCACCGCCAGCUGCACAGCAAAGUUAUCAACAGCAACAACCGGCUUAUCAGCAACAACCGUCGCAAGGAUACCAACCUCCACCGCAACAGGCCUAUCAACCGCCCCAGCAGACUUAUCAACCUCCUGCGGAACCGCAAAGUUAUCAACAGCAACCCCAGCAGCAGCAACCUCAACAGCAGGCCUAUCAACCUCCCCCCGAACAACAAACCUAUCAGCAACCUCAGCAGCAACAAGGUUACGUUCAGCAGCAGCAACAACAGCCGGUUUUGCAGCAGCAACAAUCGUAUCAAACGAUGCAACAACCGCCCAUUCAACAGCAACAACAAGUUCCGCCUCAUACAAUGUCGCAACAAAGUAUUCCCAUUCAGCAGCAACAGCAACAGGCCAUACCGCCGCAGCAACAACAGUAUCAGCAACAGCAGAGUUAUCAGCAACAGCAACCUCCUCAACCGCAACAGUAUCAACCCCCUCAGCAGCAGCAACCGCAGUACGUUGCAGAGCCACAGCAACAACAGCAAAUUUAUCAGCAACCGCCUCCACAACAACAACCGGUUCCUCAGCAGCAACCGCAGUAUGUUGAUGUUGUCAAGCAACAGUACAUUGCAACUCCACCGCAACAGCAGCAGCAACAAGUCGUUGUAGAUCCUCAGCAGCAACAGUUGUAUCAACAACAACAGCCUCCUCCUCAGCAGCAGCAGCAGCAACAGGUGGUUCCAGGGCCGGGUUCGAUUCCGCAGCAACCUUACGUUCAGCAACAGCCGCCACCUGUUGUUCAAGGUCAAAGUUACGUGGAACAACAACCACAACAACAACCGGUUUACCUCCCAAUUGAAACACCCCCAGAUCAACAGCAAACCAACCUCGUAUCGCACCGCCUAUCUACCACCGACAUCGCCCCCAUUAACCUCGCGCAACUCCAACAAAAACUAAUGUCUCAAACAUCCUCCGUGAAAGAUCAGCACCGCGUCUCCACAACCUCCCUGCCUCCGAUGCCCUCCUUCGACCCCCCGGACCACAGGCGGUUGUCCACGGUAUCCCAACCGGCUUCCGGCCAGGAUUACCAGCAGCAGUACGUGGUUGGUAUGCCUGCCGUGCCGGGAAACGUGGAGGAGGAAGUUCAACAGGUGCAGAACCUCGAAGAAAUCAAAGCCGAAGCGGAUCAGGACGUUUCGACUUCCGAGCAAGUGAGUGAAGAGUUGAACUUCGACGGCAAAGAGCGCAACAGCCGCGCGAAAAGGGGCUCCUUCAAGCACCAGGUGAUCGUCACGUCGGUUCAGCAGGACGGUACGGUGGAGUGCCAGCUUUUGUGCAAGCAAAAAACCAUCAGUUUCAAGUUCAACAUGGUCGAUACCACUCCGGCGGUGAUUAUAGACGGUAUGGUUAAAAAGGAGUUGCUAAAGCCGGGGCCCUAUAAGCAGUUGAGCGAUCACUUGAAAGAGGUUAUUGAUCAGUUGAGGGCCAGGCCUGGGGAGAUACCCGAAUGCGGCAUGGGCAGAGGAAAGCGUGACGAUUCCACCAGCCAAAUCCUCCUAAAGCAGCAAUUUAUCGACUCUCAACCCAACGAGGAUACCCUGCAAGGCCUUAAAACCACUUUGGCUGAACAAUUAAACAACCAGUGUCGCGAAAGUUUGAACAGCAGCGGAACUGUAUCGCGUAAAACGAGCACUACCAGCGAAUAUACUCCAGAACAUACUUAUAUCGUCAACAAUAGUAAAAGAGAAGUGGUUGAUAAUACAAGGUCAACAUUCAGUACUGAUAGUACAGUCACUAGUAUUGGGGAGAAUAAAGAUGUUGCUGCAGUGGAAGACGACAUACCCGGGGAAGAAGUUAUAAUAAGUGAGACCGUGGAUUAUGGGGAUGUGUUGAAGAACGAGUUGAAUGAUAGCUUGAGGGUUAUGGAUAUGGAAAAACCGGUUCUGAUGCCCGGACAGAAGGUUAAGUUUAAAGGUUUUGUCCUGCAGAGUGUGGGGGACGAUAAAAGUCAAAGUAAAGACGAUGAUGGUAAAGGUAAGGACGAAGUCAACACUGUGAAAUCCGAGGAAGUCGUCGAGAAACCCCCGGAGGUUCUAAAGGUACCACAGAGGAAGAUAUCGAGGUUCUUGGUGAGCCCCGUACAUUCGGGGCAACUGGAUUUGCCGAAGGAUAAAGACUUUGGCGAUUCGACGAGCAAUUUAUCCGAUGUAGCGUCGAAUCUACCCGAUAUACCCAAAGUUCACUCUGAACCCCUACGCAAAACCUCCGCCCCGUUGGAAUCGACGCGCACCAACAUGGAAUUGGAAAAACCUGCGGAACAAAAAAUGUCCGUGAGCUCGCUUAAAGAAGAACCGUCGGGGCAAGAAAGCAGCACCAUCUGCGGCCCGGAGUUGAUAAACACUCUGGAGCAGUUGAAAAUCAGCCUGGACAACCUAAAAUACAGCAGCCACCCUAAAAAAGAUUCGAAUGAAGGUGACGUCAAAAAAGUGACGUCCAACAGCGAGGUCGCGAACACCAACAAGCCCGCACCGGUUGCUUCUUCAGGUAACAAUUCCCAGACGGUAACGGCACCGGUCGCAGGUGGCGCCGUCGCGCCGCAGCCUGCUGCUCAGCCCGUUCAAAAUGUCGUUCAGCCCGUGCAACAGAUGGCGCCGCAAGCGCCAAUCGUGGCGUCCAGUUCUCAGCAGAGUUUCGUGCCUUUGACGAACGUGGCGCCACAUAUGGCUCAGCAGCAGCAGCAGCAACAGGUUUCUACAUCGUUGCCGCAACAGCAUUACGUCAACGUGACUGCUGCGCAACCGCAAGUUGUGCCAGUGGUGCCAAUUGCGCAGACGCUAUUGACCCCGUUGCCGCAAACGCAACCAAUCAUGUCCCCGCAGAUUCUGCCUCCAACAGCUCAGGUUACCGUGGUAAAUACCGCCCCUCAAAUGGUUCCGGUAGUGUUACCACCUACCGUUCAAACUGCCAGUCAGCCUCAGUUGGUUUUGAAUAUUCCGAACGCUCCAGAUGUCGUCUAUCAACAGCAACAACAGGCACAAAUGUACCCUCAACAUCCGAUAUCCUCCUCGAUAUCGAUUCAAAAUAUUUCUCAAAAUGGACAAAAUGGAGGAAAUACGUCAUUUCAGCAUUCAAUGUCCAUAGAUGAAAACAUGCAGAGUGGUUUUCCGAAGAAAAUGCCUGAUAAUCUUAAACAAAUCGUGGAAAAUAAUUCCAAUAGAGGUAGUCAAGCUUCGACGCCGCAAAACGAUGCUAAAUACGCGGUACAUUUGCAAACUUUGCAGCAAAAUUUGGCAUCAAUGCAAACCCCUAGGCCUCAACAAGGAACUGCGCCACCCAGCCCUCAAACUGUAGUAGCUUCGCUAGAUUUUCCGCCUAUUAUGAACGCAGAUUUACAACAUUCUAAUUUACCGGCGCUUCACGUAGACUUAAGCAGCGCCCCAGGGAGUGGCGCCGCCACCUCCGAAAUACUCUCUCCAGCUUUGGAAGCUGCAGCUGCCGUAGCCGCAGCCGUCUUAUCUGUGGGAACGGUGGGGGAAUCCCAGUCUCAAAUUUCCGGGGAAAAACAGAAACAACUGUCGGAUUUGAACGAUCAGUUGAAGAGGAUCAACUCGAGGAACGAAAUCGGGGAGAAAAGUUUGCAGCAGAAUGUUGCGCAGCUGAUGAAACCGCCUGCGGACGUCGGUGUGCAACAGGAUGUUGUCAAGAAAGACAACGUUUUAAAUGUGCAAGCUGUGGAGAACGGCAACGCUGCAACCAAUUUGGUAUCGGACAACGCUUCGAUGCCGUGUGCUGGCAACGGCUCUGUUGCCACAUCUAAUCCGGUCUCCUCCAGAGAGCGCAAAGUGUCUCGAUUCAGGGUGAGCGUCAUCACCGAACCUGAUCGGAGCAAGCUCGUGAUUCCGGAACGGCCCGAGUCCACUUCGGAUCCGCAAACAUACGGCAACGCCGGUCCAGGUGGCGUCGUUGCCGCAGCGGCAGUUUCCUUCGGACUUGUCGGUGGCGAAGAACGGCCUGCCGAGGACUACAAGUCCGUCAUCAACAGCACCUACGAGUUUCUCAAGGAGACCAUCAACAAGUCGGCAUUGAAACCUGCCGAAGAAAUGGUUUUUGAAGAGGAGUCAAAGAUAAAGGAGGAGACUUUUGAGGAAAUGUUGAACAGACAGAAGGCGGAGUUGAACGCCUUGAUGGAGACCCAUCGCAAACAACAGCUAGAGUACAUGGGUAAAUAUAAAACAGACAAUGAAAUUAAAAAAAGCUGAUUUUUUUUUAAUUUUUUUUGGCUUGUUGACACAUAGAGUUUCAUCGAAAACAAGCAGAAGAGAACAAGAAGUAGUGCAAGAUAAUGAUUUUUAAAGGAAUCAACAAGUGAGAAUGAAAGGCUGUAUUAAUAAUUGUUUAUAUGUAUGAUACUUAGUUUAUAAUUAUAAUUAUUAUAAUUCAGCUCAAUAUAUUUUAUUUUUAAUGUCCUUCCAAAACUAGUAUAUGUAAAUAAAUUAUCAACCAUAUCGAUUUUAUUCAUUUCACUACUGCAUCAAACAUAAACGUUUUACCGUAAAACGUAAAACUUUUACGUUUUUUUUUGUUUGUUUUGAUUGAUUUUUGACAGGAUGAUCUGAGGAAAUUGCUAAAAUGUGAUUUAUUUUUUUAUUUAUUAUUUUGUAUUCAAUAAAAUAAUUGUUACUUUAA